Messenger RNA from Physeter macrocephalus (sperm whale), 2058 nucleotides. RefSeq names its product thiol methyltransferase 1B (gene TMT1B). Gene Ontology annotation, molecular function: S-adenosylmethionine-dependent methyltransferase activity. NCBI's taxonomy places the organism in Eukaryota, Metazoa, Chordata, Mammalia, Artiodactyla, Physeteridae. The transcript has 2 exons. The record is from RefSeq and is a predicted model, not a curated record. Bases 1104 to 1838 code for a protein of 244 amino acids.
CCACAUGCCGCGGAGCGGCUGGGCCCGUGAGCCAUGGCCGCUGAGCCUGCGCGUCCGGAGCCUGUGCUCCGCAACGGGAGAGGCCACGGCAGAGGGAGGCCCGCAUACCACAAAAAAAAAAAAUAAUAAUAAUAAUAAUAAUAAUAAUUUAUGGUAACUCCAUGAAAUGGAAUACCACUCAAUAAAAUGAAUGUUGAUUUUCUUUUCUCUAAACGAAACUUCCUUCGGCCACUACGCAUGGGCCCUCUACAAGAGGGAAAGUCCAAUAGCCUCAAGUCUCACGAGGAGCAUUUUCCAGGGCCUUUGGUGGCCUCUGGGGGAGGACGACUUUAAACAAAGUCCCUGACUGGGGCGGGUGCUCUGUCCAAGUCCACUGCCUCUGUCCUGCCGGUCAAACCCACUGUGCCCCGGCCAGCGCGGGGCUGAGGGUUAAGGUCUGGAGACAAGUCCUAAGUCAGGCAGGAAUGAACUAUUUCAGGAAAGUGUCUCCCACACGGCACUGCUGGAGCCGGGGCAGCCCCUGUGCUGCUGCCCAGCAGAGAAGUUUUGUGACCGCCCCUCUGGGGUUGACGCAUUCUUCUCUGUGUUUGGCUUCUAUCUGGGGCAGAGGCAUGUUGCAGUUUACAAAGCACUGGGGGUGUUCCAGGGGCACCCAACCGGAGUUUCCAACUUGCAUAAACUGAGCAGAACCUGAGCCCGGAAUGAGGCCGGGAUGUGCCGCAGGAGUCCGCUCUGCCCGGGCAUUUGGCCCCCAUGAAGCUGUGAUCCGAGACGUAGCUCCCCUCCCCCUUCCCGCAUCCCUCUGAGACGAUCAGCGCACACCAGCCUCUUCAACUGGGCACAGCGCCCCAGAACUCAGGACACGCUGGCACCACCUGUGUCUUCGCCCCCACGUAAUAAAAUUGGUUGAAGAGCCUACGGGACUUUGGGACCAGUGCCCUCUGGAGAGCUUUCAUACAUCAGCUCCACCCCGGCAAAGAGGAAACUGCCAAGUAGGAGACAGGGAACGAAGUCCUAUCACUGGGUGAAAGGAGACUGAGUCUGCAGCGGCGGAGCAGAGAGGCCAGUCACCCAAGGGAAGCUCCACUGAGAGCCGGGCUACCAUGGACACCCUGGUCCGACUCCUGCAGCUGUUGGUGCUGCUCCUGACCCUGCCCCUGCACCUCAUGGCUCUGCUGGGCUUCUGGGAGCCCCUGUGCAAGACCUACUUCCCCUACCUGAUGGCCGUGCUGACAGUCAAGUGCAACCACAAGAUGGACAGCAAGAAACAGGAGCUCUUCAGCCAGAUAAAGGGGCUGGCAGGAGCCUCGGGGAAGGUGGCCCUGCUGGAGCUGGGCUGUGGCACUGGCGCCAACUUCCAGUUCUACCCAUCUGGCUGCAGGAUCACCUGCCUGGACCCGAACCCCCACUUUGAGAAGUUCCUGACAAAGAGUAUGGCCAAGAACAGGCAUCUUGAGUAUGAACGGUUUGUGGUGGCUUUCGGAGAGGACAUGAGACAGCUGGCCAAUGGCUCCAUGGACGUGGUGGUCAGCACCUUGGUGCUCUGCUCGGUGCAGAGCCCAAAGAGGGUCCUGCAGGAAGUUCAGAGAGUACUGAGGCCGGGAGGAAUGUUUUUUUUCUGGGAGCACGUGGCUGAGCCGCGUGGAAGCUGGGCCUUCCUGUGGCAGCAGGUUUUAGAGCCCACCUGGAAACACAUUGGAGACGGCUGCUGCCUCACCAGAGAGACCUGGAAAGAUCUGGAGGAUGCCCAGUUCUCUGAACUCCAAAUGGAACGACACCCCCCUCUCAUCAAGUGGUUACCUGUUGGGCCCCAUAUCAUGGGAAAGGCGGUGAAAUAAGCCCCUCCUUCUUCCACCUCUGCGGGGGAAACCUCUAACUUCAACCCUUCCUUGUGCAGUGAAAAAGCUCUAUUCCCAUCCUGACUACGGGGACGAAACAUUUACACCCUGUCACACCCUUAACUGCAAAUUCCUGGACUGGGUCUCCCAAGUUUUGCCCACUCCCCAUAGGACAGCUCCCCGUCCCUUCCCCAUGUUCCCCCCACUUCUGAGACCACAC